Messenger RNA from Gigantopelta aegis, 2003 nucleotides. RefSeq lists its product as uncharacterized. Lineage: Eukaryota; Metazoa; Mollusca; Gastropoda; Neomphalida; Peltospiridae. The transcript is spliced from 3 exons. The coding region runs from base 660 to 992 and encodes 110 amino acids. The record is from RefSeq and is a predicted model, not a curated record.
CUAAAAAAUACAUAUUUAAGUGACCUUUUAAUUGUUUUCUUUUAAUGUUUUUCUCUAUUAAUGUUUUUCUUUUUCCAUUGGAAAGCCCUUUCGACGGGUUGGUCCAUGUUCCCUUUUUCCAUUAUUCCAAAACUAUUUUGUGGGUCCGCCCCUGCUUAGGAUACUCAGUCCACCAAAUCUGUUUUAAAUGUUUGUCUGCUAUUGUUUCAGAAUUAUACACUAAACUCUGUUACAAUGUUAGUCUGGUAUUGUUUCAAGAAACGUUGUGCGGCAGAUGUUUUAUAUACUGCACAACAGCAAAAAUGCGACUAUUUUUAAUACAUUGUUUUUUCAUGAUUCAAUUAAUUCGGUAAACAGAAGGUUAAAAUGCACCUAAAAUACUCACAAGACAUUGGUGCAUUUAAUGGACACAAAAACUAAUGGUAUUUAAACUUCUGUUUAUUAAAAAAAUAAUAAUAAUAAAAUAAAUAAAUAAAUUAAAAAUUAAAUUUUUUUAUUUUUUAUUAUUGCCCCUGCUCUGUUUUACUCAACUCAUCCCAUAUUUACAAUGUUCAACUGGUUUUCUUUCAGGGUACGCUAUACACCAGACGUGUUUUGCGUUACAGAGGAGUUACUCGGAACAUUGUAUCGACCGAUACCUCAACAAAAGUAUACUCAUCAUGUCCAACAUAGAUCACAAGUCGGUCGACGAACUGUGCAGUAAUGUGAAGAAAAUACUCGACUGUAUCAAGCCGAACAUCGUAAGGAAGUGCGGAUCCAAGGCAGCAAAACUGGUGGAGGUUCUAGUAAAACCAAUGAUCAAGGGAAGUACCCAGUGUGAUUACAACAUCGUCAAGACUAAGACGACGAAAACGCCUAGUGAAUCAACUCUGAAAAACAGGAACGUGAUUACGGUCGAUGGCAAUGGAUCUACGUCACCAGUGACGUCACAAAAACUUGGCCUACGGGCCGUGUGUUUAUUUAUUAUUGUGAUAUUGGUCUCUUUUAGGUGAUGGUAAUGAACUACAACCAUUUAAACAAAAACAAAAAAUUGACUUACAAAUGUAUGUUGCCUUUCCUUUGAACGAGUUCGAGCAUUGUAAACUUUUGUUGACAUUUAAACACAAACUGACUAAUACAAAACCAAGUUAUCAAUACAUAAUGAAUUACAGGCAACACAUGUUGGUGAUUUUAAUAAAUAUGCUAUAGUACAUAUAUUUUGCAAAUGGUGCUGUAUUCGUGGUCUUAAAUGUAUUGUGUAUACUAAAUAAUUGCUGUUUUCUUAGGAUCACGCAUAAAGCAAAGUAGAAAAACGAAUAUGUUUUUCCUGCCGUUUUCUUUUGCUUUCAUUUUCUUUCAUUUUAGUGUCUGAGGGAUUGCUUUCGUCUUUCUUUCUUUCUGUUUCUUUCUGGGGUUUUUCAUAAAAAAAACUGGGGCCUAAUUCACAAAGCUCUCUUAGGCUCUGCUAGACAACAAAGCAUCCUCUUUGCAAGUCUUUUAGUAUUGCACUGCGAGGUCGCAAAGUUGGGAGAGUUUAGUGAAUUAGACCCCUGAUGUAUAGUUUCUAUUUUCUUUUAUGAAUUCUGUUUUUCAUUCUUUCUUUCUCUCUGUCUCUUGUUCUUUCUUUCCUUCUCCCUCUUUCCCUCUUUGUUUUCUGUCGCUAGCCCUGUUUAUUUCAUAUAUUGUAUCUAUCGUUGGAUAAUGCUCACUGUAAAGUUGUUUAUCCAUAAUUAUAUCAGUUAAUCUAGAGUGUUUCAGUAUCCCGAUCUCAACUUCUUGUUUUCAAAUAUACCACAAAGAAGAGAAUAGAAUUGGGACUAUGAUUCUUGUGUUUACCAGGCAUAACCUUAUGAGUUUAUACUAAACGAGAGUAAAUACACGCACAUAUAUCCAUGUAUGUCCUAGGAAAACAUAUUUGUAAUGAAAAGAUAUAGAGGAUAUUUCAUAUUUUUUUGUCAAAUAUGAUUUAUAUCUUAUCGAGUGAAGUUUGCAAUCAUAUCUUACGAGUCGCGCUUGCGCGACGA